This is a messenger RNA of Rosa chinensis, 1591 nucleotides long. RefSeq names its product putative G-type lectin S-receptor-like serine/threonine-protein kinase At1g61610. Gene Ontology annotation, molecular function: protein kinase activity; ATP binding. Bases 1 to 819 code for a protein of 272 amino acids. Gene Ontology annotation, biological process: protein phosphorylation. Lineage: Eukaryota; Viridiplantae; Streptophyta; Magnoliopsida; Rosales; Rosaceae. The transcript is spliced from 5 exons. The record is from RefSeq and is a predicted model, not a curated record.
AUGGACAAUGUGAAUGUUCCAGAUACUUCCACAGUCGAAUUGGACAAGAAUAUGAGUAUGGAAGCAUGUGAGCAGAACAGUAUAUUGAAUGACAAGGACAAGACUUUUUACAUACGUGCUGAUGCAAUAGUGGCAGGUACUUUAUUCUGUAAGAAUUUCUUCAUCUAUCAUUCCAUAUGUUUUAUUUAUCGUGCAUUGACAAUAUCCAAGUAUAUUUUCCCUGUUUUCCCACUCUUUAGCAAGAUAUGCAAAGAAGUCAAAGAGGUUCCUUGCCAAAAAGGGGAUGUUGUUGAUUUUGGUAUUGCCAACUAUUGCAAUGAUAUUCAUUAUAUUUUCUGCACGUUGGUGUUCAAGGAGGAAGACAAAAACAUAGUGUGUAAAAGGGAAGCCAAAAAUGGUUACUGGCACAAAACAUGCUACUUCAAUCUAUGUUUUAAAGGAUCUCUGAGGCAAAUGAAGCAUGAUGACAGUAAAAUUCCACUGACCUCGCAUGAUGGGGAAAUGAACCAAGACCUGGCAUUUUUUGACGUAAACAGCAUAGUUGUUGCCACAGACAACUUUUCCAUUGCUAACAAGCUCGGCGAAGGUGGUUUUGGCUCAGUCUAUAAGGGACUCCUAGCUAAUGGACAAGAGGUUGCUGUGAAAAGGUUAUCAAUGGAUUCUGGACAAGGUUUAGAACAAUUUAAAAAUGAGGUUAUGGUGAUAGCAAACCUUCAGCACAGGAACCUGGUGAGGCUUUAUGGUUGCUGCAUCAACUCAGAAGAGAAGAUGCUGAUCUAUGAGUACCUGCCAAAAAAAAGCUUGGACUUUAUUCCGUAAAUAAUGUAACUAUAACUAUGCUUCAAGCACGCUAAAGGCGCAGCUUGUGAAUUGUAUCCUCAAAACUUUCUCACACAUGUCUGCAUUGUGGUGAUUACUGAGACCUCAAUUUGUCUUUUCUCACACAUUUAUUCAAGUAUCAAGAUUUCCUCUUUACACAUGUUUCCGAAACAAAAAAUCUAACGGAAUUUUCUGCUUAGUAACCUAGUGUUAAUUACUUUACUGCAGUAUUAUUAUGGAAACCAGUAUAGAGUCAACUGAAUAAGAUUAGUGAGGUGGUUUAACAUGUGUAUUUCAAAUGUCAAAUGUGUCGUAUAGAAUCAUACAUAGUACUUCCCCAAUGAGCAUUGGACUCUGCAACCUCAUGAACUCCAUCAGAUUGCUCAUCUUUCUUCUCCUCCAAUUCCACAGUGGCACAUCCUCCGACACCAUUGCUCUGAACCACCGCAUCAGAGACGGCGACGUUUUGUCUCCGCCGGAGAAAGAUUUAAACUUGGAGUUUGGUACAACAAUGUGCCCACCCAAACCAUCGUCUGGGUCGCAAACAGAGACAACCCAGUUCAUGAUAGCUCUGGAAUUCUAUCCAUUCAUGGAAUUGAGGCCUUGUGAUAUCCGGAAAGGACCAAAGCACCCCUCUUUCGUGGCGGACCGGAGUCUGAUCUCGGACCGGGCUGAGAUAUAGUGGUACGGGGAAUUGAUCGACAUAAGAACGGUUCUAGAUGCCGGUCUAGAUUUGUAUGUACGGGUUAAUAGAACAUGGAUCAAAGAUGCU